GCGCACGGCCAGGCCAUGCCCGGAGAGGCGGCGCGUGCCGAGCUGCUGCUGCCCGAGGCGGGCAGGCCCGGGCCCCGCACAGAUGGCUCCUGUGAGGCGGCUGCCAGCCCCAGCACAAGAGGGGGCCUGCGGGAGUCCCAUACCCUGACACCAGUACCCAGCCCGCUGGUCCUCACAUUCCUGCCCAGCAAGCCAGGCACCCGGCCCCAGCCCGAGGGAGCCAGCUGGGAUGCUGGGCCUGGUGGGGUCUCGUCGGCCUGGGCAGACACAGUAGAAGGCGGCCCGAGCUCAGCACUGCUCCCCGAGGGCCUGUCCCCAGAGACUCUGCCCUCUGCCCUGGAGCCCCGGAUUGUCAUGGGCGAGGAGACGUGCCAGGCCCUCCCAUCACCUGGGGCAGCCGAGCCAGUGCUCAGGGACCGGGAAGGUGGGCAUGAUGGCUUGCACCCACCACCCGAGCUGUGUUCUCAGGGUGAGCCUCCUGUGCCUUCCCCUUCCCCAGAGUCCUUCUUCACACCUCCUUCCACCCCCACUGCAACCACCUGUUCCCUGUUCCCCGGCCAUGGCUCCCAUGGCUGGGGCUCCAGGGUGGAGCAGGACUCGCCCCCUGGCUCCCCCUCGGGCUCCUACGUCACAGCUGACGGGGAUAGCUGGGCCUCAUCACCAUCCUGCUCCCUCAGCCUGCUGGCCCUGACCGAAGGCCUGGAUCUGGCCUCCAGCUGGGGCGUUUCCCCACCGGGCUCCGUGGUGGAUGAGCAUGAGCCGAGCCUACCGGAGCCCCCGGAGCUGCCCUCACCACCCUCCUCCUGCUCCAGCGUCUCCAGCAACAGCAGCUCUUCCUGGGGCCAGGAGGCCCACUUCUUCGACCUGGACUUCCUGGCCAACGACCCAAUGAUCCCCGCUGCCCUCCUGCCCUUUCGGGGCAGCCUCAUCUUCCAGGUGGAGGCCAUGGAGGUGACACCACUGCACCCAGCGGCAGAGGAGGAGGCAGCUGCAGCAUCCGACAGGGACCUGCCUGGGGAGGGUGAGGAGGACAGCCCAUCGGCCUCCUUCCUGCAGUCACUGUCUGACCUGUCCAUUGCUGAGGGCAUGGACGAGGCCUUUGCCUUCCACGACGACCCCUCGGCCUCUUCGUCCGACACAGAUUCAGCCUCCUAUGCGGGGGCCGAUGAUGAGAGACAGUACAGCGGGGAGCCCCACGCCCAGCCCAGCCCCCUCCCCAAGGAUGGAGCCCAGAGGGCAGGGUGGGAGUCCGGGGGCGCAGCUGAGGGGCCUGGCCUUCAGGGUGCAGGAGGAGGCACCUGCCUCAUCCAGAGCCAGCAUUCAGCUGAGCAAACAGCAGAAGCUGCUCUUGUCUUAGACUGGGAGCCCACGGCCACCAAGACACCCCCUGCUCUGCAGGCAGCCUCAGGAUCCUGGCUGACCCCUGAGGCCAAGCCAGAAGAGGACUCCACUGUGGAAGGAGCACUGAGCACCGAGGCAGAGCCCCAACUGACCCCUGAGGCCGAGCAGGAAGGGGAGGACUCCACUGUGGAAGGAGCAUUGAGCACCGAGGCAGAGCCCCAGCUGACCCCUGAGGUCGAGCAGGAAGGGGAGGACUCCACUGUGGAAGGAGCAUUGAGCACCGAGGCAGAGCCCCAGCUGACCCCUGAGGCUGAGCAGGAAGGGGAGGACUCCACUGUGGAAGGAGCACUGAACACUGAGGCAGAGCCGCAGCUGACCCCUGAGGCUGAGCAGGAAGAGGAGGACUCCACUGUGGAAGGAGCACUGAACACUGAGGCAGAGCCGCAGCUGACCCCUGAGGCCGAGCAAGGGGAGGACUCCACUGUGGAGGGAGCAUUGAGCACCGAGGCAGAGCCCCAACUGACCCCUCAGGCCGAGCAGGAAGGGGAGGACUCCACUGUGGAAGGAGCACUGAACACUGAGGCAGAGCCGCAGCUGACCCCUGAGGCCAAACCAGAAGGGGAGGACUCCACUGUGAAAGGAGCACUGAGCACCGAGACAGAGCCCCAACUGACCCCUGAGGCUGAGCAGGAAGAGGAGGACUCCACUGUGGAAGGAGCACUGAGCACCGAGGCAGAGCCCCAACUGACCCCUGAGGCUGAGCAGGAAGGGGAGGACUCCACUGUGAAAGAAGCACUGAACACUGAGGCAGAGCCGCAGCUGACCCCUGAGGCCGAGCAGGAAAGGGAGGACUCCACUGUGGAGGGAGCACCAAAUACUAAGGCAGAGUACCAGCUGACCCCUGAGGCCGAGCAGGAAGAGGAGGACUCCACUGUGAAGGGAGCACUGAGCACCGAGGCAGAGCCCCAGCUGACCCCUGAGGCCAAGCCAGAAGAGGACUCCACUGUAGAGGGAGCACUGAACACUGAGACAGAGCCCCAGCUGACCCCUGAGGCCGAGCAGGAAGAGGAGGACUCCACUGUGAAAGGAGCACUGAGCACCGAGGCAGAGCCCCAGCUGACCCCUGAGGCCGAGCAGGAAGAGGAGGACUCCACUGUGGAGGGAGCACUGAACAUCGAGGCAGAGCCCCAGCUGACCCCUGAGGCUGAGCAGGAAAGGGAGGACUCCACUGUGGAGGGAGCAGCCAUCACCAGGGCACAGCCCCAGCCCUGCAGAGUGGCGUCUGUGCACCUGAGUGUGGGGGCUGAGGACCGGAGGGGCGAAGGACGCAAGCCACGGGCACGGGGAGAUGGACCCAGGUCAACACCUCAAGGAACCUCGCAGUGGCCGGGGCCCCCCUCGGCCCCCUGCCCGCUCCUCAACCCCGAGUCAGCCCCCAGGGAUGCCAAAGACGCGGCCUCGGGGCCCCUGCCCCCCUGCCAAGUGCCUCCUGCAUCUGGGCCCAGCAGCCCGGCUGACGCACAAGGGCCCGAGGCCCCCGAGCUGCACGAAGAUGAGGAUAGCCCCGAGGAAGGUGAGGGGCAGGGCGGACCGGGGGGCCAGCAUUCAGAUAGCCAUGGAGAGUCAUCAGCCGAGCUGGACGAACAGGAUGCCUCGGUGCCUCAGACGGUGCAGUGCUCAGCCCAGGCCCCGGCAGGCAGCAGCGAGGAGACCAUAGCCAAGGCCAAGCAGAGUCGCAGUGAAAAGAAGGCCCGGAAGGCCAUGUCCAAGCUGGGCUUGCGGCAGAUCCAGGGCGUCACCAGAAUCACCAUCCAGAAGUCCAAGAACAUCCUCUUUGUCAUCGCCAAGCCCGAUGUGUUCAAGAGCCCAGCCUCCGACACCUACGUGGUCUUUGGGGAGGCCAAGAUCGAGGACCUGUCCCAGCAAGUGCACAAGGCUGCAGCUGAGAAGUUCAAAGUGCCCUCGGAGCCCUCCACCCUGGUCCAGGAGUCCCUGCCUGGGCCCCGGGUAAGGCCCGAGUGUGAAGAGGAGGAGGAAGAAGAAGAGGAGGAGGUGGACGAGGCAGGGCUGGAGCUGCGGGAUAUUGAGCUGGUGAUGGCCCAGGCCAAUGUGUCCAGGGCCAAGGCAGUGCAGGCCCUGAGAGACAACCACAGUGACAUUGUCAACGCCAUCAUGGUGAGUGAGGCAGCCCCCCACCCCACCCCUGCCACCCCUCGCCCCCGCGCCUAG
Messenger RNA from Ochotona curzoniae (black-lipped pika), 3570 nucleotides. RefSeq names its product NAC alpha domain containing (gene NACAD). Gene Ontology annotation, biological process: protein targeting to membrane. Gene Ontology annotation, cellular component: cytoplasm; nascent polypeptide-associated complex. The coding region runs from base 16 to 3570 and encodes 1184 amino acids. Lineage: Eukaryota; Metazoa; Chordata; Mammalia; Lagomorpha; Ochotonidae. The transcript has 9 exons. The record is from RefSeq and is a predicted model, not a curated record.